UGCUUGUCGAUAUGGAGAAGAGGUAAUGAUAUUGUAGUGUAAUUGAGGUUAAAUUAUGAGCAAUGACUGAAAAGAAAUAAAAGCAAAACUACAUCCGGAGAAGAGCAAUGAUCCGAAUAGAUCUCAGAAGGAAGAAGGCAAAAAAUCACAAAGGCAAGUAUAGUAUAAAUGCGAUGGAGAGGCUGCAAUUGGAGAUGAAGAAGAUCGUAAACUGUAAGGCAUGGCCUGCUGGUCCAGGUGAGUAUGAGGUUAAAGAGAAGAAAUCAUCAUUCCAGUUAUACAUGGGCAAGCAUUCUUGCAGUUGCAGGAAGUGGGACAUGUCAGGCAUUCCUUGCCGUCAUGCUUUGACGGUGAUUAUAGACAAGAAAUUGAAUCCGAAAAACUACAUUUCAUCUUGGUAUUUGACUUCUAGGUGGAGAAAUGAGUACAGUGCAUAUAUAGAUGCGGUAAGAGGCUGCAACUUCUGGAGGAAAUCCGGUGAGACUGAGCUUUUGUUACCACCAAAACCAGAAGGUAGAAAGAGAAUCCCAAAAAGAAUCAAGGAGAGGAAUGAGUCACCACAAAAGAAGAAGAGCAAAGGCAAAGAGAAGGAGCUUAAACUUUCUAGAAAGAAGAGAAUAAUUCAUUGUGGAAUAUGUGGUGGAGAAGGGCAUAACACAAGGAAGUGCCAAUUCUUUGGACCUGCUCCUUAUAGACGUCCAAAUAAGGUUAAAGAGAGUGCAACAGUAGGAUCAUCAAGUCAGCCAACACAAAGCCAAGUCAUUGACUAAACUCUUAGGUUGUUAAAACGGAUUGCAGGGUCUGAUGGAAGGAAGGUUUUUAGGAGUGAAGGUGCUCUGAAAGUUUUUAUAAGAGAGCAUUUAGAGGAUUCGGAUAAUAUUUUGGUUAUGUAUCUUUAGGAUUAAUGUUAUGUUGACUUAUGGAUUAAGGUUUUUGUAACCAAAUGAUACUUCUGUUUUCAAAUUAUGCAUAAUUUCCCAUUACAUAAUAUAUUGUCUGACUAACA
Messenger RNA from Arabidopsis arenosa, 1006 nucleotides. NCBI's taxonomy places the organism in Eukaryota, Viridiplantae, Streptophyta, Magnoliopsida, Brassicales, Brassicaceae. The record is from the annotation of a GenBank genome assembly.